Molecule: messenger RNA, 705 nt
Organism: Spathaspora passalidarum NRRL Y-27907
Lineage: Eukaryota; Fungi; Ascomycota; Pichiomycetes; Serinales; Debaryomycetaceae
Gene: MED7
Product: mediator complex subunit
Exons: 1
Coding region: 1-705 (234 amino acids)
Biological process (GO): regulation of transcription by RNA polymerase II
Cellular component (GO): mediator complex; core mediator complex
Molecular function (GO): transcription coregulator activity
Source: RefSeq, a predicted model, not a curated record
AUGUCUAAUACCAAUGAAGAUCUAAUAUCUUCAUUGUAUCCCCCUCCACCGCCAUAUGUCAAAUUCUUUACUAAUGAAAAUCUAGCAAAGCUAGCACAAUGGGAACAACAACGCAAGUCAGAACCAAGUGAAAAUACAGUCGAAGUCCCACCAGGUGAAUUACGAUUCCUUGUGCCACCAGCACCGCCAUCGGGUUCUCACUACAGAGGUUAUGGGAACAUCUGGUCGUUUGAAGAUAAACUUCCCAGUCUUAAAUCUACAAAUUGGCGACAACUUUACCCAGCUGAAAAUGACGAGUCAAUUACUUCAGAAACGAAAAUAAAAGAAUUGCAUAAGUUAAUGGAUUCACUAUUGCUCAACUUCUUGGAGUUGAUUGGAAUAAUGUCAAUCGAUCCUACCAAUUAUGAGAGUAAGGUUAAGGAUAUUUCUUUGAUUUUGAUUAAUAUCAAUCAUUUACUAAAUACUUAUAGACCACACCAAACUAGAGAGAGUUUAAUUAUGUUGCUACGUAAACAAAUCGACUUGAAACGACAAGAAAUCGACACAAUUGAAAAAGUUUCGGAAGAAGUCAAGACCAAAAUUAAGAAAUUGACGGAAUUUGAAAUAAAUCUGAAGGAAGAACACUUUAAACGAAACAAUAAAAACGAUGAACAAAUCCGGAAAUUGAAAUCGGAAAUAAUCGAAAAGUUAUUACUGGAUAUAUAA